This is a messenger RNA of Quercus robur (English oak), 617 nucleotides long. RefSeq lists its product as uncharacterized. Bases 70 to 411 code for a protein of 113 amino acids. Lineage: Eukaryota; Viridiplantae; Streptophyta; Magnoliopsida; Fagales; Fagaceae. The transcript is spliced from 4 exons. The record is from RefSeq and is a predicted model, not a curated record.
UUCUCUACCUUUGCACUUUUUCAUUUGUUUGUUUUCUCACUUUUCUUUCUUCUAUUAUUUGUUUCAAUUAUGUCUCCUCGUUUUGUCCAAUUCUACUCAAGAGAAAUGUACCAUAACCACCAUUCCUAUCCUUGUUUGCAUUGCCACCCCCACAGCUACAUAAGAAUGGUUCAACAUCUUAUAGAAAGAUGCUUGCUCCUUCACAUGAAUAGAGACCAAUGUAUAAAGGCACUUGCAGAGCAUGCUAGCAUUCGCCCACUCAUCACACUUACAGUGUGGAGAGAGCUACAGAAAGAGAAUAAAGACUUCUUUCAAUCAUAUUUUCACUCUCUUUCUCCAAGACCCUUAAUGAGUAGAUAUAUUCAAAGGGCACCAAAAUUAGCAAGAAGGAAACCGUGGAAACUUUACUGAAGAUCAUAUGAAGAGAUCACAAACUCAAAAUUAGCAAUGUAUUAGAGUUUCAAGAUAAUGAAUGCUAGGUUAAAGAUAAUAAUUAAUGUUUUUAAAUAAUUUUGGAAGCUCUCGAUAGGGUAUUGUAUAGGGGAAGCUAUAUGUACACUAGGUUUCAUGGUGUCACGUACUUGUUUAAUUAAUUAAAAAAUUUCAAUCUACCAUCA